This is a messenger RNA of Loxodonta africana (African savanna elephant), 1648 nucleotides long. RefSeq names its product olfactory receptor 4C16-like. Gene Ontology annotation, molecular function: G protein-coupled receptor activity; olfactory receptor activity. The record is from RefSeq and is a predicted model, not a curated record. The transcript has a single exon. Gene Ontology annotation, cellular component: plasma membrane. Bases 17 to 928 code for a protein of 303 amino acids. NCBI's taxonomy places the organism in Eukaryota, Metazoa, Chordata, Mammalia, Proboscidea, Elephantidae. Gene Ontology annotation, biological process: G protein-coupled receptor signaling pathway.
CCUCAUUCACGAAAUCAUGCUGCUGAAUAAUAAUGUGACUGAGUUCAUUCUGCUUGGGUUGACACAAAAUCCUGUUAAAAAGAAAAUAGUGUUUGUCAUUUUCUUGCUUUCCUACUUAGGGACGUUGUUGGGUAACUCAUUGAUUAUCAUCACCAUCAAGACUAGUCAGGCACUUGGGAGUCCAAUGUAUUUUUUCCUCUUCUACUUAUCCUUAUCUGAUACCUGCUUCUGUACUGCCAUAGCCCCUAGAAUGAUUGUGAAUAUCCUUCAGAAGACCAUCACUAUCUCUUUUAGUGAGUGCAUUAUCCAGAUCUUUUCAUUUCAUUUCUUUGGCUGCAUGGAGAUCUUGAUCCUUAUGCUGAUGGCCGUUGACCGCUAUGUGGCCAUCUGUAAACCCCUGCACUACAUGAGCAUCAUGAACCGGCGGGUCUGCAGUGUGUUGGUAGCUCUAGCCUGGGUAGCGUCCUGUGUGCAUUCUUCAGUUCAGAUUUUCCUGACCUUGCGUUUACCUUUCUGUGGUCCCAAUGUGAUUGAUCACUAUUUAUGUGACUUGCACCCCUUGUUGAAACUUGCCUGUACAGACACCUAUGUGACCAACCUGCUACUGGUGUCCAAUAGUGGGGCCCUUUGCAUAAUGAGUUUUGUCAUGCUGAUAUUCUCCUAUGUUAUCAUCUUGCAUUCUCUGAGAAACCACAGCGCUGAAGGGAGGAAAAAAGCCCUUUCCACCUGCAUCUCCCAUAUCAUUGUAGUCAUCUUGUUCUUUGUUCCUUGUAUAUUUAUAUACACAAGCCCUGCAACCACCUUCCCCAUGGAUAAAAUGAUAACUGUGUUUUAUACAAUUGGAACACCUUUACUUAACCCUCUGAUUUAUACACUGAGAAAUGCUGAGGUGAAAAAUGCCAUGAGGAAGCUAUGGAAGAAAAACUGAUCUCAGAAGACCGAAGAUAAAUGGAAAUUUCAAAUCCUUCGUCAUAGUUUGCAAUGACCGAGCAUAAUUCUGGAAAGCAUAUAAUGGUCUUACUGUGAAUUUCAUAGAAACUUUACUUGGGGAUAAGUGCUACUUUCUUUAGGAAACUGGGUAAAAUGAACACAUACGCUGGUUAAUGCUGAGUCAGUUAGUGUUGAGACAAAAGCAGGUACAAACAGAUAUGCCAGGCCAAUUUAGAUUUUUCACUACUGUCUCUCUACCUCUCUUGGAUAACUAGAACCACUUGUGGUUUUGAUCUGGUAUUUUUUCUAUCCUCCUUCAUGUUGAUUUCUGGUGUUGCUCCCCUGUUACCCUAAGAUUUACAUUCGAAUCUACUCAGUAGCACAACAGAAGAAAGGCCUAGCGAAUCACUUCCAUAAAGAUUACAGCCAAAAAACCCUGUGGAAAAAUUCUCCUUAGUAACACGUGAGGUUGCCAUGAGUGGGUAUCAACUUGAAGACAAUAGAUUUUUUGUCAGUUUGUUUUAUUAGGAUUACAGUUAGUCCUCUAUAUGCUUAAAUUCCUGUCCUGGUAGAAUUUCUCUUCUCAAAACUGAAUGUUUUAGUCCAGUGGAGGAAUUUUGGGCUUUGAAACAAAUUUGUUGUGUUACAGAUAGAAAAUUUUAGUGAGUUUUCAAUACAAGCCAGAGAAGAGAAUAACUUGAAUAGAGAGUAUUGAAAC